GUGUCGUGGACAGAGCGCCUUGCCCGCCAAGGUCGCGGCGUGAGCGCGGUAUAAGAACUACAGCGCGCGGCGACAGGCUACAACCCGCCCGCGCUGCAGACAUGUCUCGACAGGCCAUCCUCCUCGUGCUGGCUGCCUGCGCAGCGCUCUCCGUGGCAAUAACGGAAGAGGAAAUGCACGCAAUUAUUCAUGGAUUAGCUACUCAGUGUGAAGAAGUUUAUCCUAUUACAGAAGAGGACGCUGAGUUACUGCACAAACAUGAAGCACCAAAAAGUCCAAAUGGAGUGUGCUUCCUUACGUGUAUGUUCGAGAAACUAGGAAUUAUGGAGAACGGAGCAUUCAACGCAGCGCACGCGAAGGCGAUAGUGCAGAAAUACACUGCCGAGCAGCCUGACAUACAGAGCAAGAUGGGAGAGCUGUUGGACAUAUGCGAAGGGGAAGUGGGCAGUGGCGAUGAAAAAUGUGGAGCUGGAAUGGAAGUAUUUACCUGCUUCAAGAAUCAUGCUGAACGAUUGGGGUUCAUGCCAGACGCUUAGAAGAUCCCAAGAGAACGACACGAUAGGGAGGAUGAAGAAACGGACACUUACAUUUCCUUCUUAUCCUCUUCAAACAUCUCUACCAAGUUCACUUUACGAUCUACUCGGUCUAUCAUGCUAAUCAUAUGUUGUACAGGUUGUCUGCAAAUAAAUUUAGUUAUGUUGUUACAUAAAAAAACAUGUAAAAAAGUGACAAUAAAAAAAUUUUACUUUUCA
Messenger RNA from Bacillus rossius redtenbacheri, 752 nucleotides. RefSeq lists its product as uncharacterized. The coding region runs from base 102 to 536 and encodes 144 amino acids. Gene Ontology annotation, molecular function: odorant binding. Lineage: Eukaryota; Metazoa; Arthropoda; Insecta; Phasmatodea; Bacillidae. The record is from RefSeq and is a predicted model, not a curated record. The transcript is spliced from 7 exons.